This is a messenger RNA of Pseudoliparis swirei, 4489 nucleotides long. It is a transcript of the gene mag, whose product is annotated as myelin associated glycoprotein. NCBI's taxonomy places the organism in Eukaryota, Metazoa, Chordata, Actinopteri, Perciformes, Liparidae. The transcript is spliced from 11 exons. The record is from RefSeq and is a predicted model, not a curated record. The coding region runs from base 120 to 2069 and encodes 649 amino acids.
GCUGUCCGGCUGUCUGGGUGUGAGUGAACGCCCUCUAGUGGAGCUGAGCUGUACUGCAGAGCUGUCGGUUUAAAUAUCAGCAUUUCAAGAGGUCUAUGGUCCAACGUUGAAGACAGACCAUGUGGUGUUUGGAGCUGCUCAUACCACUGCUGUUGAUCAUCAAUGACGGCAGUUGCCAGUGGAACGUUUGGGUACCUCGGGACAUCUCGGCCAUGACGAACUCCUGCGUGGUCAUCCCGUGCACCUUCAUGUAUCCGUCUAGCAUCCGGCCGUACCGCGGCACUCACGGUAUCUGGUACUUCGGCCAGCCGUACCCGCAGCUCUUCCCUCCCGUUGUCUUCAAAUCGCGCACGGACGUCGUGCACGAGAGCUUCAAGGGCCGCACCAAGCUGCUGGGCGACCUGCACCAGAGGAACUGCACCCUGCUCAUCAACAACAUCGGCACGGAGCACUCGGGGAGAUACUACUUUCGCGCUGACCUCGGUGGAGCCAACAUGUACACGUACCCAGACUUCUCUGAGCUCAAAGUCCUGGAUCAACCCAACAUCGACAUCCCAGAGGAGAUUGUCAGCGAUGAGAGUCUGGAGCUGACAUGCUACGCUCCAGACAACUGCCCCGACAUGACUCCAGAGAUCCAGUGGAUGUACACCGACUACCUGCCCGACCCGGAGUUCAGCUCCGACUACCUGGAGGAGAGCAACACAGCGGUACUCUCCAGCACCCUCACCUUCAUACCCCGACCCAUGCACAACGGGCAGCUGCUGGGCUGCAGGGUCUACUACCCCAACACCACACUGGUCUACGAGAGACUCCUCUCUCUUGACAUCAAGUACGCUCCGCGCUCUGUGCGGGUGAACGUGUCCUCGGAGGUGAUGGAGGGCAGCUCGGUGAUGCUGCACUGCGAGGUGGACAGUAACCCGUCUCCCAGGAUCUCCUGGAUGUUCGGAGACCAGGAGCUGCUGUGGGACACGGCGUCCAACGUCUCCCUCUCCCUGGACGACGUGACGCCGGCGCAGGAGGGAAUCUACACCUGCCUCGGGGACAAUGGCUACGGCCUCAUGAACACCUCACUAUACCUGUCUGUCAAGUACCCUCCCCGCGAGCCCGUGGUGAACGACUCCAUGACGGUGCAGGAGGGAUCCUCGCUGGCUCUGCACUGCAGCACCCAGGGCAGCCCGGACCCGACACUCACCUGGCUGAAGGACGGGGAGCUGGUGGGCACCAUCACCGCCGACGAGCUGUCGGUGCUGCAGCUCGCAGAGAUCACGCCCCAGGCGGACGGACAGUACCGCUGCCUGGCCGAGAACGAGCACGGGAGAGCCAGCAGCUCCUUCAACAUCACUGUAGAGUAUGCUCCGGUGCUCCUGGAGGAGUCAAAGUGCACCGUGGUACGGGAGGGCGUGCAGUGCGUCUGCAUCGCCACGGGGAACCCUGAACCCACCAUCGAGUUCUACCUGCCCGACCUGAACAUCACCAUCAACGAAACGGACGGCCGGUACAACUACUACACGCACACGGAUGGACACACCUCCACGGGAAUGAUCAAGCUGCGGGAGAAAGGCGAGCGGGCGGACAACGGCGGCCCCGCCGUCAACGUCCACUGCAGCUUCUUCAACUUGUACGGAAGAGAGAGCGUACACCUGGAGCUGCAGCAGGAGAAAAAGUACAUGAUGGCAGUUAUAGUCGGCACGAUUGGAGGAGUGGCGGUCAUAGCCUUCAUCAUCGCAGCAGUGAGAUACGUUGGCCACAACAACAAAAAAGAGAAUGGCAACCCUAGGCAGGACGUGGUCCUGGAGAACCCCGCGUUGUACUACAGCGCAGUCAAGAAGGACAAACAAAAUCUGAGGAAGAAAGUGCUUAAGACAGAGCUGUUGGGCUCAAAGUUUAACUCCAUUCUAGAGGAGACUACGGGAGAAGACGGGGAUUAUCAACCUGUGGGCUCUAUGGCAGGACUGGAGAGGAAAGAGCUGAAUUACGCUGCUCUGGAGUUUACCGGGGCCAGGCCCAGGGAGGGGGCCUCAGGGAGGGGGGAUGAUGGCGGCAACUACUCGGAAAUCAAAGCCAAAUGAAUCGCAAUCCUUCCCUGAUCCCUCGGCUAUGCGAGAUGCAGUGGCAGCCCCAACACACGCUGUGUAAUAACCCCCACGUCCUCUCCUGGAUUUCACCCCGCAUUUGGUGACUCCUUGUUUCAGAUUUCACGUAUAAUGUUCCCACUUUGAUGCCACUACUCCCCCCCCCCCCCCCCCAUGGAGCCCCUUCCUCCAUUGGACGCCCCCUUCACACGCCGUCAUUUGGGAACACUUUUUUGGGUCAGAUCACGACCUCACCGGACAAUGUCAAAGAAACAAAAUGCCGAGCCUCAAUUGCAGUGCACGGGCUCUAAAACAUGCAGCGUUAACCAUCGAUUGUGUUUGUUUUUUUGUCGCUUCCUCCACGUUCCUCCUCGUGACCGUUGACGGUUUUGUCAAACGGCAGACGUCUAAGCGCUCGCAUCUUUCUCACUAUUUGCUCUUCAGCCGUCUCUCAUAAGUGUCACUGUGUCUGCUGCCAGUCGAAGCAUCAGGGCAAGGAGGCCCGACGCUCUUUGUUCCCUUUUAUUUAUGUGUGUGUCUAUCAGCAGAGAGCAAAUCUCUCUUUUCUCUUUCCUUUGGUCAAUUACAUCCCACAAAUGAUAACCCUCUUCGGCGAGAGAUGGAAACGCAUCUCAGCGUCCUGUUACCACAUCAUUGUUUUUUUAAUUUUCGUAUGUAUGCUGUGUCUGUCUUGACUCAUGUUCUACUAGUUCUCCCUAAAGCAUGGGUUCUAGCUCUUUAAUUUAUCUGGAAAAUACAGACCAAAAGCACAAAAUAUUUGAAGCGCGAGUGGCCAAAGUGUUAUCUCUUUUGGACAAUGUGUGUGUGUGUAGGUGUACGCGUGUGUGUGUGUGUGUGUGUUUGUUCAAGUCGUGCUGAAAGAUCAUCGGACACUGAUCACUGAUCACCACUGUGGGAAGGUUGAGCAUCGCUUCACUUGAGGAGUUGAUGCUUCAUUCUCACAGGGUUGCCUCAGUUGUUUGAAUGACAAACACGAUUGUGCUAUUCAAAGACAUUUGAUGAACUUGUGAUGUAAUAUAUAAGCGUACUAAUAGUCUAACUUGAUAACGAUGGCGUCAAUAAUAUAUAUUAAGGAGAUGUAUAUUGAUAGGGAAUGGAUGCCAGUAUGUACAGUCACUACCCUGCAUGAUGGUUUUGCGAGCAGGCAUACAUAUACAUAUUAAACGAUGGCUAACAGCCGGUGUGGGAAGUGAACGCUUGUCAUACAUCAUACAAAUAGUUUAACUGGACACUGUCUUGAUGGGUUUAGUAAAUAGUAUCAACCUCUAACUAGUGUGCACUAAGUCAAAUCAGAGGCUGCGUUUACAUGCACAGUGACCUGCUUAUUUACUGUAUUUGCGGUUGAUUGGAAGUUCGAUUACCUUCUACAAUUAGCUAUCGUUUCUAUUAAAACUUUAAAAAGAACUCCAGCAAUUAAUAUUGCAUGUCCAUUGAAUUAGAUGACUCUGUAGAAACAUUACAACAACCAAAAAGCAGCAGAGAUCAAGAUGUUUUGACUUGAACUUCAUAGUAUGGGUCACGAUCCUGCAUUGCCCACAAUGCAACUAUUAGCAUCUUUUCGAUAGACCCUCCCCAGCUAGUAAACAUGUCUUUCAAACUUAAUGCACCUUUUCUUCAGUUUAUUCAAAGUUUCUGUCUGUAGUGUAAAUGCCAAUUGAUAUCUACUGUGUGCACCGUAUGUUGGAUUGUUUUAACAAUGUAAGUCAUGAACAGUAAUAUUGUCCUCUAAAUGAAAUGUGCAAAAGUUAGUUUUCAGUUUUGGGUUAUGUUUGUAUUUAUAAUCAAACAUUUAUAGUACAGAUAUACCUGAGCAGGUCUACAAAAUGUGGUAUGUGAUGCAGAAAGAGGUAUCGGGGGUUUUGAGCGUUUUCUAAACACUUCAAGCGUGAAACAGGUAAACAAUGCAGUCCUCUGUGCAUGUAAACAAAGCUAUUGUCAACCAGCUAUUCUGAAUCUCAUUAGUUUCAUAUGACAAUGUUCUGUUGACUUAAUGAUGGAAAUGCUGGCUAGCAUUCUUAAAUUGCCUGUAUUCUCAAAAGUCAAUAACCAGUUCCUUUCUUUGAAAGCCUCAUGGGGGUGUGGGUUAUAUUGUAUUAGAUCUUUUUUGUAGAAAUAUCAAAUAUGUGUUCCCUAAUCUUUUGUCAAAGUGUGUGGUAAAGGAAAUGUAUUAUGUCAUAUACUUGGUAAUCAUAAUGAUCAUUAUGGAGAUUUAUUUUCAACAUAUAUGAUUGACACAAUAAUUCAGGUCAGGGUGUUGGACUGUUACCUAAUGACAGUAGGAUUUCUGCAUUGAUGUUGUUUGCUUGCUUUUUUUUUUAAACAAGCCUUUGACGCCUCAAGCAAAUUCAUCUGUCUUCAGUUCCAUGCAAACAUAAAUAAAAUGAAAACAACACGAA